AUGCACGAGGCGUAUAGACGUUACGGCCAUUCCAAGUCUUUUCACUGCAACUCUUGCGACUCACGCCUAAUUUGUCCGAGGGCAGCGUGUAGGAACACCGAAUGUCCCCUUCUAGGCGUUACUCCGAAGCGGUGCAAAGCAUCGAAGCGAACUACUAUUCACUUCCUGCAAAUCGAGCCGCAACUGUCACUAAUACUUGGAAGGAUCCUCAGUCGCCUAAUUCAAACUCACAGACAAAUUCAUGCCGGGGAUGACAGUGGCAAGCGGAGCGAAACCUAUUCAUUCCCAUGGUACAAGCGAUUCAUCGAAACGCACACGGACUUUGACGAAUGCAAGAUCAAUAUCAUCUUGACUAUUAACUUUGACGGCGUCAAACUAAAGAAACUGUCGCGGUCGCAAACCUGGCCUAUCUACCUUCGCAUCGAAGGUCUGCCGUUCAAGGAGAAAAACAAGGUCGAAAACAUAGGCAUAACGUUUUCAAAAAAGGCCCCACAGAAACCCUGCUGCGAGAAAUGUUUUCUCGACUUCGUAGCGAACUGGAGGCGCUGCUGGACAGCGGAAAUUCCCAUUGUUGUAGAUGAUCGCACCUGGUUCUGCACCCCUGUACUGUCCAAAGGUGUCAUUGACUUCAGUGCCUUAAAACACUAUACGACUUACCCCGCUGGCAGUCACAGAACGGUUGCCAUCUGUGCACUUUCGAGGGUGAAAGAAGGUGGUCAUCGAGUGAUUUGGUUCCCCAGGUUCCCUUAUGCAGGAGAUCGUCGCACAUUUGCCUCAAUAACUCGGGAUGCCAUCUUCAUCACCGCAACUCGCAACUUCACAUACGCGGCCAAAUUCGUUUUGGGAAUGGACGACUUAUCAGGCAUCACUGGGUCUGAGAAGGACGCUCUUUCCUUCGUUGCAUUUCCCCUUGCCGCCGCUCUGAAUAUUUGUGCAGAACCCGUUGGUGCAGUCGCCGUGCUCGCAUACUGGAUAUUAGUGCGCGUGUUGGAAAAGAGCGCAGAGCUGAUUGCUGUGCACGGAGUGCAGGAAUUGGCUAGCGCUAUGAAGGAUUUGUGGUACGCGAUCGAGCCGACUUUGUGCACAAUGAAGGUCCACGUGAGUGUCGUUGUGUUCCUCAUAAUGUAG
Cooperia oncophora is the source of this 1128-nucleotide messenger RNA. NCBI's taxonomy places the organism in Eukaryota, Metazoa, Nematoda, Chromadorea, Rhabditida, Trichostrongylidae. The record is from the annotation of a GenBank genome assembly.